UAUGCUGAUGUGCAUUACAAUGAAGUGUUGCAGUAUUCAUCACACUAUAUUUGAUAUAUAGAUUGGAAUAUUUUGGUACUAAUUUGACAUCAAAUUUGAUGUUUUGAUAUGAAUCGGGGAUGGUCUAAUAAACGAAAUAAUUUAAAUCUGGUUUUGACCCCAAAUUCCACCUCCCACCUAUCUAAAGGCUUCUCUUUCGUCGAUCGCUCCGGCGCCGCCCGAUCCACCGUCGGCACCAACCUCUCUCUCGUCGCCUCCCUCUCUCCGUCCCCUGCCGCAAAAACAGCGAAGGAGAAGGUGGCGAGCGGCUCUGGAAACCCUAAUGGUGGAUAGCGUUUAGAACAGCCUUCGCCUCUUUAUGCACAGCAAUGCCAUCUUCCUCUGCAAACGCCUCUGCGCCGAGUUCCCUACCCAGGUCAACUACUAGUGAGCGCCCUGCCCGCUGCGACCUUCUUCCUCUCUCCUCCAUGAACGACUUCGGCAGCAGCCACGGUGGCCGGCGCGCGCCGUCUGAUAAGGAAGACGCGCUGUCGGAUAAGGAAGACUACCUCAGCGGUCUGAUAAGGAAGACUACGCUAAAUCGCACGGCGUCCAACACGUGACUAUCCUACACUUCUACAUACUGGCAUUCCAGCGUUUGCCCAUCCUGGACACUUUGCUCCAUUGCCCAUCACUCGUGUCGCUGAACCUGGAAUCGGUGGGCUAUAAGGAAUACGAAUACACAUUAACCCUCAAUUCCAUCGCCCUCAACAACCUCAAGACUCUUUCCCUCAAGCUUGGCGGAGCUUCAAUUCACAACGAGAGUUUGAAGAAGCUGAUCUCAGGCUGCCCAAUUAUGGAAGAAUUAAAACUAAAUGCAGAAUAUCCUCGGCACGAAGUCAUUCACAUAGAAGCCCCAAAUCUUCUCCGAUUGACUCUCAAUCCUGCUCCAAGAAAGCUUCAAAUCCUUUGUCAGAAACUCAAGUAUCUAAAGCUAAAGCCUGAUCUCAAAUUGAUGCACUUGCACGUCGAAGCCCCCUCCUUGAUCUUUGUUCGAUUAUACAGAAUUUGGAGCUUGGAAGAAUUUGCUCGGACUCUAUUCAAUGUGACUGCGGUAACUAUAGUUGUGUCAGAUACAUGUCUUUCAGGCUUGCUUCCUAAAUUCCUGAAACAAUAUGAGGCUGUUGUAGAAGGGUUUCCCAUCUUUCACAAACUGCACAAGUUGGAGAUCAAGAUGUUUUUCGCAGAAAAGUGCAGCUUGAACAUCGUAUUUGGUCUUCUUCGAUGCACGCCGAAUCUGCAUUCGCUUGUUUUAACUGAGUACAAAAAGCAAGCGGGUGGUGGGGAUUUCGACGAGUGGGAGAGUUCAUCAAGGAUUAAUGAGCCCUUGGAGCUUCUGGAAAGGGUUUCAGUAAAUAUCAAGAGUGAAAGAAUUCGGUCGGCAUUUUUGAAGACCUUAUCACAGAGAGUUCUAGUGUGGGAUCGAGUAGUAGUAACCUACUAAAUUUUGAUAUGUUAAUACUGAUUUUGAUAACUUUGUUAUCUUAGUAGGUGAAUGAUCACAACUUUAGUAACUCUGUAACUAUUCUCUUUUUGGAGCACUCCAUUGUAGUCAAAGACAUUCUAAUGCUAGCGGCAUAGUAUAAUGACUAAGGAGGUUACCUUGACUUACAUAUCUUGCAUUUUCAAAUAUAAUGUCUAAUGCAUGUUGUUGUAUUGAUUUUUUUUUAUAAGGUAGCUUAUACCUUUUAAAUUGCCAAUGUUAUAGGACACUUUUACUCCAUGGGACAUUAGGAUAUUUGGAUGCAUUCGUUUGGUCAAAUGUUUUGCUUUAGAGUAUAAAUUUUUUUUAGGUGUCAUUUGUUGCAUAGCAAAUGUUUUUCAAAAAAUUCUCUUGCAAAGAAGUGUUAAAUUUCCCAAACUUGUUUGGUAGCUUUGAUUCUCUUAUGAAAAGUGACCUUCCUGUUGUGUACCAAUCAGUUUCUGGAAGAUUAACCACUCAAUCUUUGCUUUUUAUUGGUAAUUGUGUUCAUUUGAAGGCAAGUCAAAUUAUUUAUCAAUGAUUUAGGUUGCUAGGAUUAUUGAGUUAUUAAUAUUAUUUGAUUAUUUAUCCCCCUUUAAUUUGUGAAAUGCAUUUCAUCAUUGCUCCUAACUAGUCCUCCUCAAGCAAUCUUGUCUAGCGCUUUUCACUUCUUUCAUGUUAGUUUUUCCCUCAGUUUUCCAAAUGUGCUUUGUAUGCAUUACUUUAUCUUGCUUGUUGCUUUGUGUCCUUUUUCAGAAUUGUUGUAUUGGCAGAACAUUGAUUUAUAAUGCUUCUCGCUUUCUUUUCAGAUUCUAAAUCAUGAUAUUUCUCAUGUUAUUGCUUCCAACCAUGUGGUUUUACACUACACAAUUGAAUUUAUUCUCUUUAUCUUUGCUUGUUCAUUGUUUUAUUUUGCUAAGUUUUUCUCAAAUUUUCUUUAUUUGAUGCUUUGCUUACUUUGUUGAAACAAAAUUAUCUGGCUUUAACCUUUUGUUCGUUACUAUGUGUUGCCGUUGCCCUUCACGAUGGCAACUCUCAACCUCCUUUUGCUUUUUUGUGCUUCCAAGAUUAGGACUUACAACGUCUUGCAAAUCCAGUUUUGUCGUUCCCAUUGUUCUACAUCCAACACCCUACAACAGUAGAUUAACACUACUUCAGUUUCAAUGACAUCUUUGCCCAAUUAGUUGCUACAAUAGGGAUGGAUUUCUUGCUGUCAAAACUUAAACGUUACAAAUAGGUGGGAUUUUGUUCAUGUUAAUUCCCAAUUAUAUGCUUAUAGUUCAAUCAAUUAAACAUUUCUUGUUUCCCAUUUUUAUCUAAAUAAUCCACCUUCACAGCUAAUUCAGCACACAGGAUCAAUUUUUCUUCCCAAUUACAUAAUAUAAAUGAAACUCAUUUGAUGCCAGAGGAAAUAAUAAAUCUCUCAUAAACUGCCCUUCUACUAUGUCUCUGUUUCAAUUCAAGCUUUUUGUUCUUGCAAAUUUUAUAUUUUAUACAUAAUUUGUUGUUUUCUUUGAUGACCUGAUGUGUUGCCAGGAAACUUUUGUUCAGGGCAUUGGGACAGCAAAAGGAUUUUUUAUUUUUACUGUCAGUUGGGUACCAGUUAAUUUGAUUUAUGUUUAAUGCCAUCCUAUUUCAGAUUUAUUUUGAUCAUAUUCAUGUAUUAUCCUUACCAUUUAAACAUAUGUCAGUUCCAAUUUCUUACCUGCAGAUACUUUUCUCUUUGGGAAAAAAAUAUAUACAACGCCAACUUUUUCAUGUUCUGACUUCUACACCAUCAUGCUUAACUAGUUACUGCUCUAAUUACAUAGCAUGAGACAAACCAAGAUUCUCAGCUAAUACUUCUUUGUCACCAUUCCUCGUUGGGAUAUGUUGUGUCCAAAAUUUCAUUAGCUGGGAAACAAAUACUUCAUGCUACAACUUCAUCCUGCUUAGGUAGCAUGAAAUUUCAUUCAUCUGAGGGAGAUGUAUGCUAAGAGUCUUUCCUUCUUUAGUAACAAUAUGCUUCCCAACCUCUCCUCAGUGCUAACACAGUUGCCUUCAUAUCUUCAUUAAUUCGAAGAUGUGUCAUGAGCUUGUUUUUCUUGUCAACGACCAGAUGCUGUUCAAACAUGAUAGGCACAAUAUUUUGGUCAUCUAUGAAUGCAAAAUAAGAUCAGUAUGAUAUUGGAAAAUAACAAGUGUCAAGCAAUCCAUGUAAUAUGUUUUUAUCCAUUUGAUUUACUUUCUGAGAUAUGCAAUAUGACAUUGUCUUGAUUGUUGAGAAUUGUUUCGGAUAUAUGAAGCGCCAUAUAUACAUCUGCUUUAUCAUUUUCAUCCAAGGAAAGGAUUUCUCUGAUUGUAGGGUUAACAUUCUGUAGCAGGAACAUGCUGGAGUAACAUACAGUUUUAUAUAUAGCUCCUUACCUCAAUCAAUGGAAUGGGGAGAUUUUUUUUCAUUACUAUGUUUCUUUAGAGAUUUUAUAAACUUAGAAGCCAAAAUAUUGCUCCUCCUCAGUGGGCAAUGAGAACAAACUACUCUGCGUCAAAGAUGGAUACAAGGAAAUGCUUUAUAAAGAAUGCACUUCUUUAUUGAUUUCUUCUUGUAGGAACCACAUACCUCUAGGCAUUUUAAACAUGUGCAAGGAGAUACAGGGACAUCUUCCAAAAGUUUUAGGGAUAGACAUAGUGGAGAUGGCUCUCUGGGCAAGCAGUUCAUUAACUACUUGGUAGGCUUAAACCACACAGCUCUUCCUUUUCCAACCAUCUUUCAUCAAGCAUGAUAGCGCAAGAACUGCAGUUCAAUACACAAAAGG
Molecule: messenger RNA, 4296 nt
Organism: Zingiber officinale
Lineage: Eukaryota; Viridiplantae; Streptophyta; Magnoliopsida; Zingiberales; Zingiberaceae
Exons: 4
Coding region: 836-1483 (215 amino acids)
Source: RefSeq, a predicted model, not a curated record